AUGGCUAAUCGCUUGAUUCAGCAGGAGAGUCCAUUUUUAUGAAUGAUAUUCCCUUAAAUCGGUGUAGUGCAAGCUAUGGAGAUGAUAAACCAGUGCCACUGCUGCCUGCGGCGACCCGCGGCGAAGGAUAUGAAGACUCCGUACACGCGACUCGGAAUGACGGAGAUAUACUUGGUCAUGUUACAAGAAUGCUUUGCAAUUCCUGCAACUUCGGGUGAGGAUUGUCAGAGUGGGAUCUGCGAGGUGUGUGUGGGACGGCUGCGGGAAGCGUGUCACUUCAAGCUGCAAGUGCAGCGCAGCCAGGCUACGCUGCGGAAGAGAUUGGUUAUAGAUCACCGUGUCAGAGAGGAGGAAGUUUUACUGCUGGUGUCCGAAGAUGUGACUUUUGAAGAUCCCUGUCUAGAUGAGGAAUUCUCGGACCAGUCGCCUGGAGAUGACGUACGCAGCGAGUCUCCUUUACUGUCCGCACCUGAUGAUUGCAUAGUAAGCCCAGCACCCCUGUCCCUGCGUGCCAGGCAGCAGCUAGCGCUUUCGUGCUUCGUGCGUCUCGAGCGCCUCCGCGACUCCGCGCGCGCAAGCCCGCCGUGCCCCGUGACGUCACACCGCGAGAGCCCGCCGCGUGACGUGACGUCACACCGCGCGACUCAGCCGCGUGCCGUGACGUCACACCACAAGAGCUCGCCAUGCCCUGAGACGAUACAGCGCGAUAACUCGCCGAACCGCGUGACGUCUCAACGUGACAGCCAGCCGUGCCCCGUGACGUCUCAACGCGACAGCCAGCCCUGCCUCGUGACGUCUCAACGCGACAGCCAGCCGUGCCCCGUGACGUCUCAACGCGACAGCCAGCCCUGCCUCGUGACGUCUCAACGCGACAGCCAGCCGUGCCCCGUGACGUCUCAACGCGACAGCCAGCCGUGCCCCGUGACGUCUCAACGCGACAGCCAGCCGUGCCCCGUGACGUCUCAACGCGACAGCCAGCCGUGCCCCGUGACGUCUCAACGCGACAUCCAGCCCUGCCCCGUGACGUCUCAACGCGAGAGCCAACCGUGUCCCGUGACGUCACACGAGAGCCCGCCACGUGUCGUGAUGCUACAACGUGAGAGCUCGCCAAGCCCCGUGACGUCAGCAGUCGUCGUGCAGCACAAGCCCGCUAACACACCCGACCAACAGACCGACACACCAGAUACACACCUCACACACCACUCUAGUAUAAUCACACAACCGCAUGGAAAGAGCUACAUCUGUGACACUUGUAGUUUGACAUUUACGUCAAGACUUACUUUAAUCCAACACAUCGAAACACACUCGUCAUAUAUAUGCGCAGUUUGUAAAGAAACUUUUCGAAAUAGCUCAGCACUGGAUAAGCAUUCAAGAUUGCACUCCGCAGACAGACCGCACGUAUGCGGAGAAUGCAAUAAACGGUAUGAAUCAAAAUACUAUUUAAAUAUACAUAGAAGAACUCACACUGGACAUAAACCAUACAAGUGUAAUAAAUGUAACAAGCGAUUCGGACGAAAAGAUGUUUUCAAUAGACAUACACGAGCUCACAGUGGAGUUAAAUACCCGUGUAUAGAAUGCAACAAGGAAUAUUCAUAUAUGGAACUUUUACAGAAACAUAUAAGAAAAAGUCACGCUGGAAUCACACCUUAUGUAUGUACAAAAUGUUACAAACAAUUUGAAAGCUCUGAGAAUUUGAGAGAGCACCAGAAAAUACACAAAACUUAUAAUAAAUUUAUUUGUGACCUUUGUAAUAAGGGAUUCAAACAAAAAAACCACUUAAUUAGACAUAGUAGACUUCAUACUGGAGAAAAACCACAUGCAUGUAAAGAAUGUACAAUGACGUAUACGCGAUCAGAUCAUUUAACUGUCCAUUAUAAAGUGGCGCAUGGGCAGAAAUUACUUAAAUGUAAGGUGUGCGACAAGGCAUUUGCAUUAAAGAAACAUUUACUAGUACACGAGGAAAUCCAUAAUGACGACAAAUAUUACAAAUGUAGACAAUGCGACAAACGAUAUAAACGCAAAGAUAGUUUACUGACUCACGAAAAAGUCCAUAGUGUCGCAAGAAAAUACAUAUGUGCAGAAUGUAACGAAGAGUAUGUGGGAAAGAGCUAUUUAAUUAAGCAUAUAAAACGCCAUGCAUUACAAAACCUUACUCUUGUGAAGUCUGUAAGCAGUGUAAGCAAUUUAGACAAAAAUAUUUAAUUUAGCUGUCUGUAACUUCUGUAAGAAUCCACACUGGAAAUAGUUAUUUGUUAUACAAGGGGGCAAAGUUGUAUUUUAACGGCGAGUGUGGAA
Messenger RNA from Leguminivora glycinivorella, 2295 nucleotides. RefSeq names its product zinc finger protein 70-like. NCBI's taxonomy places the organism in Eukaryota, Metazoa, Arthropoda, Insecta, Lepidoptera, Tortricidae. The transcript is spliced from 5 exons. Bases 76 to 2202 code for a protein of 708 amino acids. Gene Ontology annotation, molecular function: zinc ion binding; RNA polymerase II transcription regulatory region sequence-specific DNA binding; DNA-binding transcription factor activity, RNA polymerase II-specific. Gene Ontology annotation, biological process: regulation of transcription by RNA polymerase II. Gene Ontology annotation, cellular component: nucleus. The record is from RefSeq and is a predicted model, not a curated record.